CCGCAGCAAUCGCACAGUGCAAUAUGGAAGUGGAGAACAGUACGUCAAUUGUUGAUGUUUGGAACAACGAGACAUCGCGAGAUGACAACACUUCUUUUUCAUUCCCGACGACACUGUCUUUCGAAAACGAAAGUGUUACGUAUGAAAAUCGAUUUGCCUGGAACGAAUACGAGCAAGGACUGACGUUGGGUGCAUACUACUGGUUGCACUGGACAUCGCAACUGCCUGGUGGUGUCAUAGCCAGGCGAUAUGGUACGAAACUCGUAUUCGGCUUAGCAAAUCUCUUAACAGCUCUCUUAGGGUUUUUAAUACCCUAUGCAACGCAUUUAUACGUCUUGAUAACUCUUCGGGUGGUGCAAGGAUUGAUCGCA
Molecule: messenger RNA, 371 nt
Organism: Wasmannia auropunctata (little fire ant)
Lineage: Eukaryota; Metazoa; Arthropoda; Insecta; Hymenoptera; Formicidae
Product: vesicular glutamate transporter 1-like
Exons: 2
Biological process (GO): transmembrane transport; monoatomic anion transport
Cellular component (GO): plasma membrane
Molecular function (GO): transmembrane transporter activity
Source: RefSeq, a predicted model, not a curated record